Dicentrarchus labrax (European seabass) is the source of this 5126-nucleotide messenger RNA. RefSeq names its product 4-aminobutyrate aminotransferase (gene abat). NCBI's taxonomy places the organism in Eukaryota, Metazoa, Chordata, Actinopteri, Moronidae. The record is from RefSeq and is a predicted model, not a curated record. Gene Ontology annotation, biological process: GABA catabolic process. The transcript is spliced from 16 exons. Gene Ontology annotation, cellular component: mitochondrion. Gene Ontology annotation, molecular function: pyridoxal phosphate binding. Bases 189 to 1691 code for a protein of 500 amino acids.
GCCUUCUGUAGAGAACCAGGCCUGCCUGAUAAAUACCGGAGCUAGACAUAGUUUUUGCUGCCGUUGAACUGUAGCCUAUCCUGUGGUGCCGGGAUCUGCUGCCGUCGCUGGAUCCUCGGUGACUUGGUGAAGUUAGACCCCGAGGGCAGUUGCUGCCUCUCUCUAGUACUUUUGCUGACAGUUUUAUCAUGGCAUCCUCCUUGAUCAGCCGUCAGUUUGCUCUCUCCCUGCAGAAAAACUUGUGGCUCGGUGCUCCAGCAUGCAGAUAUGUCAGCAAGGCAGCACGGAAGACCCAGCUGGAGUUUGACUACGAUGGACCUUCCAUGAAAACUUCAGUCCCUGGACCACGAUCACAAGAGCUGACAAAACAGCUGGGAGAGAUUCAGAAUGUUGGUGCAAUCAACUUCUUCUGUAACUAUGAGGAGAGCAGGGGGAACUACUUGGUGGAUGUGGACAGCAACCGUAUGUUGGAUAUCUACACUCAGAUCUCCUCCAUCCCAAUUGGUUACAACCACCCUGCUCUCCUCAAACUGAUGGCCAAUGCCAACAGUCUGAGUACACUUGUCAACCGACCUGCCCUGGGAAUCCUGCCACCUGAAAACUUUCCUGAAAAGAUCACUGAAAGUCUUCUCUCAGUGGCUCCGAGUGGAAUGACUCGUGUGCAGACAAUGGCCUGUGGCUCUUGCUCCAAUGAAAAUGCUUACAAAGCUAUGUUUAUCUGGUACAGGAACAAGGAGCGAGGCCACAACAUACCAUCUGAUGAAGACCUCAGCACCUGCAUGAUAAAUCAGGCCCCUGGGUGCCCAGACCUCAGUAUUCUAUCUUUCAUGGGAGGUUUCCAUGGAAGAACCAUGGGUUGCUUGGCAACAACACACUCCAAAUCAGUCCACAAGCUGGACGUGCCGUCAUUUGAUUGGCCAAUCGCCCCUUUCCCCAGACUGCAGUACCCACUGGAGGAGUUUACCAAAGAGAACGCACAGGAAGAGGCUCGCUGUCUGGAGGAGGUGGAGGAUCUGAUUGUGAAGUGGAGGCAGAAGGGGAAGCCAGUCGCUGGGAUUGUAAUUGAACCAAUCCAGGCUGAAGGCGGAGAUAACCACGCCUCCCCAGACUUCUUUAGAAGCCUCCGCAACAUUGCACACAAGCAUGGCUGUGCUUUCCAUGUUGAUGAAGUCCAGACUGGUGGAGGGAGUACAGGAAAGUUUUGGGCCCAUGAGCACUGGGGCAUGGAUGAUCCUGCUGACAUCGUCUCUUUCAGCAAGAAGCUUCUGACUGGGGGCUACUACCACAAGGAUGAAUUACAGGCUGACAAGCCAUACCGUAUCUUUAACACAUGGAUGGGUGACCCAUCAAAGAACUUGCUACUGGCUGAGGUUCUCAAUGUGAUUCGCAGAGAAAACCUUCUGGAGGAGGUGAUGCGUUCUGGGAAAGCCUUGCUAAACGGCCUUUAUGAGCUACAGGCUCAGUACCCUGGCAUAUUGAGCCGUGCUCGAGGACAGGGGACCUUCUGUGCCAUUGAUAUACGUGACGAUGCAACACGCAACAGCCUCCUGCUCAAGGCCAGAGACAAAGGUGUACUCCUGGGAGGGUGUGGGGAUCGAUCAAUCCGUUUCCGUCCUGCACUGAUUUUCAAGGAGUACCAUGUUCACAUCUUUCUCAACAUCUUCAAUGAUGUGUUGGCCCAGCACAAAUAAAUCCUGAUCCUAAAGGAACCGGACUGACACUACAUGAGCCUGACUUAAUCCAGAAUGGAGAGGGAGGGAAACAGUCCAUGUCAUGAUAAGCACAAUCCAUACAAUAACUCACACAGAUAUCCCUUAUGUUCCAAGAUCCAGGCCCAGGUGAGUUUCUAACAUUGAAGACUGACCAAUAUCCGUAGCAAGAAAUGAUAAUGAUGAUAUACUUUUGCUACCAUUUAGAUGUACACAACAGGUGCCAGUGGGUAAUACCGCAGUAACUUAAGAUUUCUGUAAAAUCAACCUUACUGCAAUGCAAAUAAUUUUCUCAUCUGGAUUCAUGUUCUUAUAUAUGGAUUAACCUGACAAGCAGUACUCUGGAUGAAGUCAUGACAGAUAUAUAAAUCUAGUACCUUUUAUUUCACACUUUACUGCCUGAGAUUCAGAGGUAUGGAACCAGGCCAAAAUGUGGGUCUGUUCCUUUAAAAGGUAGCACAACAUUAGAUAAAUGUAAAUAAGAUGUCAAAGAUCCAACCUCCGUAUUAACCUCUCUUAAUGGAUCAGAACAAAAUCUUUUGUACAGCUUCUUUUAGUGCUCAUAUGCCAACAUCAUCCCACCACCUGAUAGUUAGCCUGUGUGCUUGUUUUAAAGCUGCACAUAAAAAAUAUUUUUUUGUCAUAUUUGUUGAAAUUUUCACUGUGUCCUGGCAGUAGUAUAUGAGACGGAUAAUCUGUUAAAAGAAGCAGGUUCCCCUAGCUUGUUCUAUUUUUAGCUUGAAGAUAGUUAAUUGUUGAGUCUCAUACCCAGGGUCCCAAAGCAUCUGUAUUUGAUGCCCUGAGAAUGUGACUCAACAAUCAGUUAUCAUAUGUCUUGGCUCUAAUUGGUUGCUUUUGUUAAAACCUGGUAGAUUCUUGCAAUGCCAUUAGGAGCAGUACAACAAACCAGAGGAACCUGAUUUUCAGAUUAUCUGUCUUGUGCUGCUGUCAGGAUAUAUGACAAAAAAAUACAAAAAAUGUUCCAACUGCAUCUUUAAGAAGGCAGGCAGAAUUCUGUGUCAGUUAUGAUACUAUGUAGGAGCACACAAAGCUAAGAUGUCAGCCUGCAUGUCAUUUAAUGCUUACCAUUACAAAUGUCCUUGUUAUGAUUCUGACUGGUGUGUUGAUCUUAAUAGAAAUUAUCUUUAGGCUUGAAAUGUUGUAGCCCAGAAAAAUGUGAAACAUAAAUGGACCACAAAAAUGUCAUAGAUUAUUUAGUGCCUGCAUGUAACUUAAAUGUGCUAAUAUUUUUUUUUCUUUUCUGUUUUAUUCUUUGAAUGCCCGAGAGCAGCCAUUGGUAACCUUAACUGAACAAAACUUCUGAACACAUUCACUUUACUCUUGAAUGAGAGCUUCAUAUCAGCUGGCGCGUUUGUUUCUGAAAACUCGUUUACUUUUACUACUUGGUUAUGAUUUUGAAUUUAACACUUUAUGACAGAACAGAGAGAGUUUCCUUAAUUUAAAGCACAGUUUCAGUUUGCACCAAGCUGUUUCUGAGAUGUUGAAUGUUGCUUGUCAUAUUGAUAAACAUGGUGGUCCCUAAGGAGCAAACACUUGCAUAAGCAAAAGCAACAACAUUAAGGAAAUGUGCUCCAAAAUCCAAAAUUACUACAAACUGAAAAACACAUUUAAGAGUUAUAACACAAAUACUCAGACAAAAUGCAACAAAUAAUAAAACGCAUACAAAUGUAAAAAGACAAACAUGGACUUGUGCUUAUACUUCAAGCAGUUAACUGUUUAUCCUAUAUUAGGUAGCCUACUUGCUAAAGUUUGUGCAUUACGUCUAAACAUGCUACACUUAAUUGUGUGUAAUUCCAUAAUAAUGCUUUUUUACAUGAGCUUUGAAUAUACUGCUACAUGAAUUUGCAUUCAGGGAUUAUUAGAAGGUAUUGUAGAAGACAAUAGUUUGUUUAAAGUUAAAAGCAACUGUACUUGCUUUAGAUUCUUGAAACCGUUUUGCUCUCAUCCAAAGGCCAGAUGUGAUAUAGUAUGACCUUGAUGACUAAACAUUUUUACAGACAUAGUCAAUAGUUUUUAAUUAAACAGGUAGCCUCAGACUCAUUACUUGCCACAUUUGGAACUGUCAGAUCCCCUGAAAACACCUGCAAACAUUUCCAAUAAUGCAUUAAUCUCAGGGCAUCCUGAUAGCUCACCUGAUAGCGUUGGCACCUUUGUCUCUUUGUGGCAGGACAGGCUGUAAUGGGCUCAUUACUGCCCCCUGAGACUAGAGGGCAGGAAACAACCAUUGGUACUUGCAACCUCAGUUAUAGUGGGUUUUUCCCAACCCAAGCGUUCAGAAGUAAUACUGUUUGGAAAUCCUAUCGAUUCAAUUCAAUUCAAUUUUAUUAGUAUAGCACCAAUUAUAAAUGACAGUGUCCUCAGUGUCCUUAGUGUCACUAACUUUUCAAAUGGCGGCAAGGAAAAACGUCCUUUUAAGAGGCAGAAACCUUAGACAGACCCCAGCUCUAAGUGGGUGGCGGUCUCCCUUGACCAGUAAUGUUGAGAGAGGGAGAGAGAGGGAGAGGGGGGUAAAGAGAGGACAGAGACAGAGACAAAAGUGCACAGCAACAACGUUGGAGGUGUUUCAAACUGUAUUUUUCAAGUUUACAAAAACAUGAAAAUUAACUGGCAUGGUUAACUUCCACACCUCAGAUAAAGAGCAGCACGCAGCCAGGAACUAACCCAUGCAGUGGAUGACACAUACCCAAACUGUAGCUCAGUUCCUCAGCUUGAACUUAAAGCACAGGUCCAUCAAACAGGGUGGUAUAUAAAGACAUCAGGUAAUGGGUGAAUACAAAGAUGUAGUACAUAAAGUCUAACAGCACAAAUUUUAUAAAUACUUGUGGAAUUUAAUCUAAAUCUUCUGGAGUUGAUGCUCUGCUGUAGAACACGUCAGACCUUCAUCAGUGUCUGUGAAUGCCCCAUGGAGCUUUUAGGCAAGUGUUAGGAAUGUGUAGCAGUUCAUAAAAUAAAUAAAUAAAUGAUGUAUUAAUUUCUUAAUAAUUAUUAAUUCACUCCAAUUGUGUAUAUAUGGAUAUAUUUACAUCUUUUUACAUUAAUGUUGCAGAAAUUAUAUCCUGUAAGCCUGAUGUGAAGUUUUUGUUAUACAUAAUUCCCAGAGUCAGUUUGUUUGUAUGAAUGAAACGUGAAUUAAAAUGAAGAUUUAAUGAAGUACAUAGGGUUCACGGUGGAGCAAUGCGAUGGUGAUGAUGACAUCAGUGCCUGUCUCCUUGUUGUCAGUAUUUGUCAGUAUCCAUGAUGACCUUUAACUUGUUUGACAUUAACUAUUUGCACUUGUGAUCUGAGAUAGAUGAUUGAAUUGAUGUGAUGAUUUUUAGAUGGCUCUAUUAUGCUGUUAUUGUCUACAAAACAUUCUGUCCAUGUACUGUGAUAAAAUAAAUGUUUUGAGUAACUGAG